CUUUAUCCGGGAUGGCUAGACAAGAGGAAUAUAGCUGGUCAAGAAAAUUAUAGCGGGGUAAGAAUACCCCCUGAUACAGCCAGGCAAGAAGAGUAUUCAGAUCCUGCUACUGUUGUCUUAG
Molecule: messenger RNA, 121 nt
Organism: Funneliformis geosporum
Lineage: Eukaryota; Fungi; Glomeromycota; Glomeromycetes; Glomerales; Glomeraceae
Source: the annotation of a GenBank genome assembly